AUGUUAUGCAUAUUUUGUGAAUUGUUAACAGCGAGAUUGAACAGCGUGAUUAUACUGGAGCAAAAGGUUCCGGCAGCGGUGCUAAAUGGUAGCGAGUACGUGGUGUUGGACUGCUUAUACAGAUUGAAUCCGAACAAGACCGAAGGGCUAUCGGUAACGUGGUAUUUCAACAACAGUCCCAGUCUCACGUACCAGUGGAUACCAGGCUUUGAGGUACAAACUAUGGGACCUUUGAAGUCACACAUCUUGGCGGGAUACAAGGUGAACACUGACGACGAGUUGGCUAAAUAUAGAGCCGUAUACAUCAUUCGGCCUACCAUCGAGCUUACCGGAAACUAUAAAUGCGUUGUGUCCACGUUUUACGAUGAGGAUUUUAUGAUCAAGAAGAUGACCGUUUACGGUGAGUUGUACACUUUGAUAUAUGUAUAUGAAUUUUUAUUUCGCACCAAAUAAAUGGUAGUCAAACCGACAUAUAUAACGCGCAAAACCAAAAUUACAUUCUAUAGAAACGAGUGGUGUUUUUUUUUUUUUUUAAAUUUUAAAAUCGAUCAUUAUAAUAAUUAUAAUUAUACACCUAAAUACUUUCUAAAGAAGGUUUAUUUAAUGAAAUUCAUUGGUAAAACUAUACUCGCAUUGUACAAAUAAUGUAAUAAUGUAUAAAUAUUUAUAUUUUAAAAUUAUACAAAAUAUUUAUUUUGAUUUUUUUUUAUUUUUAAAUUUCUGUAAAACCAUUUAUACCUACGUUGUUAUUCAGACUUAAAAUUGCUCAUCUUAAUUUGUUUUACACUAGUUACGAUCAAAAUUCAAAAAUAUAUAAAAUAACUAUAUUAUAUCAUUCUGUCCCAGUACUUGUUUUUAUAUCAAUUUAUUAUUGAAUGAGCGAUCGACGACGUAAAUAAAUUCAAAUGAUAGAUUUAAACGUUAAUUUCGUUAUCGAACCGUUGAACUAUCAAAAAAUGCUGUAAAGCCUUAAAUUUUUUGGGAUGCCAUAUUUCAAUAGCAUUUUAAAAUAUUAUGCAUUUAGAUAUAUGUUGCAAUAUUGCUCAUUAUUUUACUAAAUUAUGGUAAAAAUAUUAUCAUCAGCUAUGUCAAAAUAUGCCAAAUAAAAUCACCUUAUUGGUUUUCGUUUCUAGUAAAUAAUAUCUAUUGUAUCUUUUUAAGAUAGAUCUCAACAAAUUUUCUAAUUUGAAAAGAAUUUUGAUAUUUACGUAGUUCUAAUUAUUUUUAGAAAAUUAUUAUUAUUCAUUUUUUCUAUUUUUAAAUUCCAAUCAAAUUUGUAGGUCUCCAUAUGACUGAAAUACAGAGUCAGGUUACUAAAAAUUGUGUGAAUAAAAAUUUGUCAACUUCAAGUACAGAAUUUGUUGAUUUCCAAAAGUGUUUUUAGUUUUUAUCCAUUAUUUUAUCCUUCGAUAAGUAAUAAAUUUGAGUAUUUGACUAUUAUAAUGAUAUAUUAUACAUAAUAUAACGGCAAUCACGUAAUAAAAUACCGAAAAAUCUAAUUAGGGUUUCCGACUUUAAAAUCGUUAAAUUGCUGAUUCAGUGGUCUAAAUUUCCAAGUUUUGGAAGGUGUCACUCUCAUCCAUGCAUCCUUAUCUUCGGUCCUGCUGAAAUAUAAUGUUUAUUGACAAAUUUCAAUCAAUUCAAGUAUUAAAUUUGACGAAAUAUUCAAACAUCUUCUAAAAAAUCGAUUUUGUAUUUUUUAAUAAACGAUUUCUAUUGAAGAACAAAAUAUAUUUUAAGUACCUAGCUGUAUUUUGCUGCAUUAUUCGUUGUAUGCGAAAUUGAAAAUAAUAUUUUCACUUACACAGUUAUACUCAAACAGCAUGUAUUUUAAUAUUUGAUACAAUACAAUAAGAUAAAAAAUAUUAAUAUUGUUUCCGAAUAUUUUUUGUAUUACAAUUUUUUGUUUGGUGAGUCUUAUAACAUCACUUAAAAUAUAUCAAAACCUUGCAUCAACAUUAUGUAUUAUUGACUGACACAUAUUAAUAUAGUUGGAUUGUGAAGAAAAAUUACAUUGAAAAUACAUUAUUAUUGGAAUUUAUAUUAAUUAAAUAUUAUCAUUAUUUAACUUAGUGAAAUUAGUGAGAUUAAACCUAAAUGGUUUAAUGAUGUUUUUUUGAUAAUUCUGUUAAUUUACAAAACCUGAGAUACGCACUGUUAUAAUAUAAACAAUAUUAUUAUAAACAUUAUUAUAUUCCAUUAGAAUCUAAUCGUAUUUUGUUACUUAUAUUGCUUUCGUAUAAUGGUUCGUAUAUUGUAUACGCAAUAUUAAAUAUUUAAAUUUAUUUUCGAAUGCGGUGGUUUUCUGGUUGUUCAAAUAUAUUAUUAUUAUUCGGAAACUGUUUACUUUUUAAAUUCCCGCGCAGAAUUAUAAACGUAAACAUUAUCGUCUGGGUAACAUUUAUAUAUUAUUAUUGUUAUUAUUAUUUCCAUCACUUGUAGUUAUGAGAAUUUACCUAUUUAUCAUUCUCUCGCUGAAUAAUUUCCAGUACUUUUGCAAAUGCAAUGCUAUUAAAUCCUUAAUGAAUGUACAUCGUACAUACACUUAAACACGCAUUAGCUUAUUUCUAAUUUUUUUUUAUUUAUAUCGGCAUUUUUUACGGUCACUCUAAGUUAUAAUAUUAUUGUUGUUGUCACCGUUUUAAUCUAUGGAGCACUUAAACGAUCGAAUUAGCAUAAGGAAAAAAAAGCGUUAAAGUGUUUUAAUAAUGCUAACCUUCCGCUCUCUAACUAAACAGAAAAAGCGUCAAGUAUAUAACAGAUUAAACAAAUCAAUACGAGUUUAAUAUCGUCUAUAUAGGUGCUUAAAAAUUAUAAUCAAAAAAUUACAAGAAACCCAUUUUGUGGGAUUUGGUAUUUAGUUGGUGUAUUGAGAAAAUUAUUUUUUGACUCACUUUGAAUAACUUUUGAAUGUUUACCUAUUUUGCUAGACUAUCCUAAAUCCCAUUUACCGGGAACAUCUAUCCACCAAAAAUAUGAUGUAUAACAACUCCUACACUCGAAGUAUUGUUUGGGCAUCAUUGCGUAUUAAGUAUAUAAAGAAAGUUAAUUUUAUCAAGCACAACUAUUAAAGCACCUCUAAUAUAAAUUAUUGUUUCGAACAUAAGUUUUUAUCCUUUUGAAGCUAGAUAAUAUUUUUGGUGUACAUACUUGUAGAAACUGGAAGUAUACCUAAUAUUUUAAAAAUGAAUUGUAAAUUAGAAAAAAUAUUAGUAUUACAGUCUUUUAAAGCUUCAAUUCCAGUUUUUUAGAAUAUCAUUUGUUCGUUUUAAGUUUUGCUUUCCGAAAUUUUAAUCCAGCAAUUAAAUUAUUCACAUUUAAAGCAGGUGAAUAUAAUUCAAUUCAAGUAAUUUUCUAAAUGAUAUUUUCUCAUUAGAGGUUAAACUGCAUAGUUGGUUCUAGACCCUCUUGGCAGGGGGGGCAGACAAUAAUGUUAAAAUAUUAAAACUAUAUUUUCCAAAUUUUUAGGGUAAUUACACUAUUAAAAAUAAUAUUUUUUUAAACUAAAAUUGCCAUAUUUUAUUACUUCUAAGAAUUUAAGUUAUUUAAAAUAAUUACAGGAAUUUAAAAAAAUUAUAAUUUUGUUAUUUAUAUUAUCGUACACAAUUUUUAGGCACAUUAUAUGUUGAUACUAAAUUGAUAUUAUUAAUACAUAAAUAUUAUAUAUAAUAUAUUAUAUUAUAGUAAUACUUAUUAUUAUUAAUUUAAGUAUUUUACAUGAUUUAAAAGCUCUAUGCGACGUUUAAUGGCAUCGAUGUUUUAAAGCAGUGUUUCGCAACCUGUGGUCCGUAGACCACCGGUAGUUCACGAGACAUCAUGUGGUGGUAUACGAGAAAAUACCUGCAAUUUUUUUUUUAAAAAAAAUAUGAAUGUAAAGCGAUAGUGAUGGUUAAAGUUUAUUACAACGUAAUUUAUACAUUUAUAGUACAUAAUGUCACUUAUGAUUAUUUUACUUAUUAAAUAAAAAAAGUACAAAAGACAUCAAAAAUAAUGCUCUGUUUAGUAAACUGAAUAGUAGUCUUAAAUUGCGAUAUUUACUGAUUAUUUCGAUAAUGAUUUGAGCUAAGUUAAAACUUUGAACUAGACCAUUGACACAUUCAGAUAUAUAAAAUAUAAAAUAUGUUACUAUAAAAGGGACCAACAAUAAAUCAACAGGAGGAGCAGUUGCAUACUCUGUAGUACUGUCUAUAGGUUAUAAUAUUGGAAAACAAACUUUGAAAUCCUAUAAAAUAUGCUAUGUGUACAUAAAUAAUAAUUAAAGUUUGAAUUUUAAUAAUAUAGAUAAAUACUCAUUUUUUAUGUGAGUAAUUCGUCAAAUAAAAAAUAUCUUGAUAAAGUAUACAUAUUGAUACUUUAUAGUAAUUUUCAACACUUAAAUUAGAACUUAGAUUUGCUGGAUUUACUUGUCUUUAAGUUAAUAUUUUAAUACUCAAGUCAUUAUCUAUAAUUACCAACAUUUCAUUAUAUUAAAUAGCAUCUCCGCGUUUUUCAAAUCGCGCUCGAAACUAGUUAAAAGUAAAAUUGAUUAUUUACUUUGACAUCAACUAUCAAGAAUAUUUAUAAGUCGAAUAAACUAGCUAUUUUUUGAGGUUUCCUUUAUGCUAAUGGAAAAAUACUAUUACAAUAAUAUUAUACUCAAGAUCGUUUUUCAUUAGCAAUGGUUUAUCGUUGCGUACUGAUAUUAACUAAACUAUUCUAAAAAUCGUUCAUUCCUCUUAAAUCAACGGCACAUGCAUCAACAGUCUUUUAUAGUUUUAUCUCUUUUAAAUUCGUAUUUUGUAAUUAUUUUUUAGUCUGAUAUGAAUUUCUAUCUAUUAUAGAUUAAAUAAUUCUUAAAUUCUUAUGUAGGCUCGACAAAUCUUGAAUUUGUUUUUUUAUUCCUAAAAAAAAUAUAUAUAUAUAUACUGAUAAAAAACUAUUUCAAUUACGUACAAUGGAUGAAACUCGUUGUUUAUGUCUAUUGCAGUAUUUAUUAUGUAUAUUUCUUGUGACUCUCUCUAGACAAAAUGAACUUAACUCGGGAAUUAUAGUUCUCUUGUCAGGUGUACUGCAAUGAUAAAAGUUUGAUUUAAAUACGAAAUCCAGCCGGAAGUACCCAGCCGAAAUAUUGAACCGGAAGUGGGUGUUUUUUAGACUUUGAAUACCCCUAAACAGAUCCCAAAAAGAAGUUCGAGUAGUGAAAUGCUGUAUAUGCGUGCUGUUAAUAUCAAUAAGGAUAUGCUUUUUAGGAGUUUCAACUACCCAUAAUAUCUUUCGCCCCUGCUCUUUUUAUACUCGAUAUAAUUUUUUUGGAAGUAGUAUUGUAUUGUGUUGCAUAGUAUAAUAAACUCGUAGUAUUUGGUUAUUUAUUGUUUUAUAUAUAGAAGUCAAAGAAUGUUUGUUUAAUGAAGAAAAAAAAAAUAGGUGACGGAAAAUUCAACUUUAUAUUCUAUAGUUCUUGUUUGCUGCUCAAAAGUGUAUUUUUUUAUGUUAGCUUGAGAGUAUUAUUCGAAUAAUAAACGUCGCUAUUAUCGAUGUCCGGACGGACAUAAUAAUAACCAGCAGCAGAAACCAUUCAGAAUAAUAAUAAUAGUUUAUUCUUAUCGUAGUAGAACAAGAAACGUAACGGUUUCGAUUUCGACAAGCGCAAAGUAGUAUUCGACUGAAAUCUCGGCCGUCUUCUUACACGUACACAAAUAUCAUUAUAUUGUAUCUAUACGCACAGGUUAGUAGAUUGGAAUAUCUUGUUAUUUUGACUUUGGGUAUAUAGUGUAUACCCAUGUGCAUCGUCACAAUAACGGUAUGUGCCAGACAACAAUCCGAUGAGACGUUGGAUUUGUUUUUUUUAGGGGUGGGGGAGGAAGGGAAACUGUAGGGUGGAGAUACUGCUGCUUUCGCCUUCACCGUCACAUAUGGUCGAAUUAUAUUAUGUAUCAGAGUGUUGUUUUUUCGAUUACACAAGCUAAAACGUUUGGUUACUUUCCUCCCAAAAUUUUGAUUGAUGGUUUUUUUUUUUUUUGCUUUUUUUUCUUUUGACAUGCGAAUCAUUCACACACUCACGUCCGUUGCUUGUGUAGUAUAUGUGCAUAGUCAUAAAUUGUUGUAUAAGCUUACGCGAUAUGCCUGCAUAUAUAUAUAUACCUAUGGUAAAACCAUCAGCAGGGGGUGAAAAUUUUUUUUUUAUAAGCCACAUCGGACGUAGAUGGAUAAGCGACGACGGCCCGUGGAUAUUGUGUCGUGUUGCCUACUAUAUAUACUAGUUGUAAUAAUACUCGUAAGAUAGAUUAUGUAUAAAAAUGAAAAAAAAAUAACAAUGAUGUGGGGGAGGAGAAACAGAAAACACGAUACCCUCGUGUGCAAACCCGCUACACGAUUAUUGUUUUACGUGGACCGUCAGAUAACGUACAGUAGUUUUUUGUGAUUUUCAUAGGAGGUAUAGCAUUGGUCGGCAAGCUACUCAUGAAUUACUUGCGGGUAAUUUAUUGCAGGUAACCAGUAAAUAACCAGUAUAUCAGUGUAUUCUUGGGUAAAUAAUUAGUGUGAUUAUUAAUCUACAGCAGUUCCCGAAUUCUGUUCCAGGAGUGGAACAAUUAUGUUUGAAUUCCAUCUCAGAGGUGGCUAAAAGGUCAGCUACGUCUGAAUUACGUCCUUUUUUUUUUUUUAAGUAACUAUUAACUUUGUAUUUUGCACAGCCUUAGGAUUGGCAGCUCUGCUGGAAUGUUUAAUAGACUGAAAUAACUUGCAGAAAAAGAUUAGGACAAUUGUUAAAUGUGACUUAUGAGUAUUCAUCCAAUUUUUUAUCCCUGUUGAAAAAUAAAUAAUAAUAAAUAAAUAAUAAAAGCAUCGUUAAAAUACGUAAUAAAAGCAUUUCGUAAAUUUUCCGGGUUUCCUACGUUUUUUCUCGGAUUUUCCCAAUUAUUAUGAAAACCAAAUAAAAAUCGAAAAAUAACCACCCUAAAGUACUAUCAUAGGAAAUUUCUUUUUAGAAAACUUGCUACACUUGAAAAUCUGAGCAAGAUUUUUGAUAAAAUUUGUGUACACAGUAUAUUUAUGUAUACAAGAUCGUGAUCCAUUUAAGUGGGUACACUCAUCUCGGAAAGUAUUAAUAUUUUUGAAAUGUUCUUGGUCUUGAAAAUUUAAAAAAUAAGCAGCUCUAUAAUUGUAUAUUUAUGUUUAUUUUUCACCCUUAUUUUUGGGGUAAAUCCACCACCUAUGUUUAAAUUUCAAAUGACAACCUAUAUUAAAAAUUCCAUAAUUACAGAUUUCGUUUUAGUUAAAUUAAAUUUUAGUGUUCAAGUUUUUGAUUUCCAUCAAUCCGUUGACGAUAUAUUCCACUAUUAAUUUUGUAUUGGAGGAGAAUAGUGGAGUAUAAUUUGUGUGGCAGCAUGGCAAGUGGCAUGUUAAUAAUGCACCAAAACUCUCAUUCAACCCAAAAUUAAAAGUGAAACAUGUCGUUAACGGAUUGACGGAAAUCAAAUAUUUUUUACACUAAAAUUUGUUUUAAUUAAUGCUUUAAUUUAAUUUAUGGUAUUUUUAAUAUAGGUUGCUAUAUGAAAACCAAAAUUAGGUAGUGGUUUUGCCCCCAAAAAUAAGGGUGACAAAAAAUAACACAAAUAAAAAAAUUGUAGAGUGGCUUGUUUCUUUAAUGUUCUAGAAAAAAAAUUCUGAAAAAAGUUAAUACUUUCCGAGAUAAUGAGUGUGCCCACUUAACUUGAGCACCGGUAUAUGUAUAAAAACAUAAUAAACAUUUUAAAAUCAAUACACUCCUCACUUUGCUCAGAAUCUAAAAUGAAAAAUAAAUGUAUAAUAAAUUUCAAAAAUUGGAGUUUUCCAUAUUUUUUGUGGUGAAAUUUUGGUGCUCAUGACAUUAUUUCUUCUACUAUUGAUGUAUAUAUAUAUAUAAUUUUAUUAGAUACUACUUUGUAUUAUAUUUUAAAUUAUCCGAGUAUAUAUGCUAUGUAAUAGUAAAUAAUGUGUUUAUUUUUUUUACAUGGUUUGUUACAUUUUUCACUCGGUCGUAUACUUUAUCAUUGAACAAAAAAUUGUUAAAGAUAUUAACAAAAUAUUACGAUAUAUAUGUUGGUUUUAGUUUUGUUGAUUUUUGAUUGAAUUGCUAAGUUACAAGGGAAAAUAACACUACUGAUAUAUUGCCAGUUUACUGAGCUCCGUUCAGAAUCGUUUUUUUUAUUGCGAUGGUUUACCCUUAAGUCAAACAUUUCCAAACUCUCUACUUACAACAUUGGCCUAUCUGUUUGUUAUACUUCAAGUUAUAAUAAAUGUAUACACUAUAACAGAAUAAACAGAAAUACGUAUUACGACGGAAUACAAACCGAAUGAGUGAUGUAAUCGAUCACGCGCGGUUGGCAUAAUAUUAUUGUCGUUAUACUGGUCCUAAAAUAAUAAUACAAUAAUAUAUUAUAAUAUUUGUUGGUUCAUGUGAUAUUGUGAUAUACGCUACAACUAUGACAAACUAUCACUAUCGCUAUGUACAUGUUUACAGAUCAUUUUUAAAAAGUUAAUAAUGCUCACGGGUAAGCCAUUGUUGUAGGUUAGUAGUUGUAAAUUUAGGAUAUACAUGGUAAUCUAGUUUAUAUAUUAUAUUGUAAGUAACGAUAAAUUACUGUAAACGAAAAAAUGAUCCUGAGCGAAGCCGUGUACAAGGGAAAAAACCUUUUUUUGUCAAAGUAAUAACAUAAAAAUCUAUACAAAUUAAACAACAAAUUGUUCAACCACGGCCGUAUUAAAGCUAAACAAAUAUUGUGUACUAAAUGCUUCGAGUUCUUAGAAAAUUUAUACAGUUAGAUGAUUCUAUUUCAUAUUCGAUAUUAUUUAUUAUGAAGAACGUAUUAUAUAAACCCUUUACAGGGUGAUUAUUUUGUUACUGAACAUUCAUUAUUUCGCAAAGUAUUGAUUUUUUUAAAAAAAUGUGUUGACAAUAUUUAAGAAACCAUGAUUAUCUCUAAAAUGCUAUAUUCCCAUUAUUUUACGUCUGUUAACUUUUGACUUUAAAAUCGUAGGCUACAUUAAAAAUUCUAUAAAUUAAUAGAGUAUUAGUUUAAAUAAAUGUAAGUAUUGGAAUAUUUGAUUUCCGUUAGCCUAUUCACGAGAUAUUUCAAUUUUAAGUUUGAGUGUGGGGAAAUAGCGGAAUAUAUUAUUUGUAUGGUAGCACAGCGCGUGGAAUUAGAUAGAACACACACACUACCACAAAUAUCUAGGUGUUAUCCUAUUCACUUAAUUUUAAAGAACACUGCGCUGUCUUAAAAUGGAAAAUAUGCACCAGAAAUAAUCUAUUGCGAAAAUUGGUUAGCUUAAAAUGGGGAGCAGUUGGAAUCUCAGCACUAGAUCUAUGCUUCUCGAUGACCGAGUAUGCAUGUCCAGUAUGGGAUAGAUCAAUAUAUACUAAGCAAAUUAAUAUUGCGCUAGAUGAGACCGUUCACUUUAUAACAUGCUGCUUAAAGCCAACACCAAUACACAAACUAUAUCUUUUAUCAGAAAUAGUGCCAUCACAUAAAUCCGUAGACAAAUUGAAGGGCUUGGUGCAACAACCAGAUAAAUACAUUUUUUCCGAAAAUGCACUUUUUCAUUGAUUAUUAUGUAGGAACAAAUUACCUACAUUUAGGUGCAAUAACCAUCUAAAUCCGAUAAAUAAAUAUAUAGUUUUUGAUGAAAUUAAAUUUAUCUUGUUUUUGUUUUUGGUGCAACAACUAGAUAACUCCGAAGUUAUCUGGUUUCUGCCCCAAAUAUUGUGGUCACACCAAAUGAUAUUAUUCUUUUUGGGUAUUAUUAAUAGAAUUAAAAGGUGUCAAAACAUUUUUUUUUCUAAAUUUUCAUUGUUUAAAAAAAAAUUAUUUUUAUUCAUACUGAACAAUUUUAAAAAAUGGAUUUAUCUGGUUGUUGCACUAAAUACUUCAAUUGCUAAUGGCAUAGAACAGACGAAUCAGAUUUUGGAUGAAAGACACCGAAUUUAUAAUACACAAUUGUAAGGUUAAUAAUAAGCCACUCUUAAAACUACCUAUUUAUACCAUUAUUUAUUUAGCAUAUUGUUCCAUAUUUUUAUUUUAUUCUCAUUAUCUUGUUUUAAUUUGUUCUUAAUUUAUUAAUUAUACUUGUUGACUUUUUGACUAACUAAUAUUAUGGUGUGUUAUCUAUAGUUUAUGUAUAAUGUUAGUUAAAAUUAUAAAUUUAAUUAUUUUUAAAAUGAUCUGUUCCCAGAUUUGUAAAAAAAAAAAAAAAACGGUGGGCGGAGUUUGGAUAGCAUUCCACUAUAUACUCUUCUCCUAUCUAAACUUAAAAGUGGUGUAUCUCGUAAAUGGAUUGAAUAAAAAAUGUCAACACCAAAAUUAAUUUAAACCAAUACUGUAUAAAUGUAUGGAAUUUUUAAUUUAGGUUUAUUUUAAAAUCAAAAGUAGGUACCUAGUCUAAGGCCAAGCGCUUUUUGUUUGGUAUAAUUAGUUUAUUUUACGUCACGUUAGUCGAUGAAUCAUUGAUAAACAUUAAUAUGAUAAAGGAAAUUAUACUGAUAAUAUUAUUACGAUAAACAUGCAGUGUACACAUACAUAAAAAAGAAAUGUUUAUAGUUUUAUUUUUGGCACGUUGUCGUUUGUUUUUGUUUUUUUGCAGCACCCGGUCAAAAUUUGCGCAUGCGUCGCAUGAAGACCGUACAUCGGGGCCAGGUCAACAUAUCCUGCACGAUUUCUAAAGUAUUUCCCAUACCACAGAUACAAAUGUACAUCGUCGUCGAAUCCAAUGGAACAACAAACAGGUAAAUUACAUUUUUCUUUUGUACCUACAGAUAUUAUAGACUUCAGUGCCGUAUUUACGGGAAGGAGGGAGAUUAGGAGAUAUAUCUCCCCCAUAGACUUUUUUCUUUGUUACCUAUUAUUUACAAGACCACUUAUUAUUAAAUUUAAAUUUAUUUUUAUUUAAGUAAGAAAAAUAAAAAAUUGAAUGUGUUGGCACCUAUAAUGAAUGGUUAAAAAAAACCCUGAACGUAUACUUUUUCUUUUUUAAAUCGAAACCGAGAUAUAGGUUUAACUAUAAUAUUAUACUAUUAUACGAAGCAGAUUAAAUUAGUAUAGGUACACACCUAAAUAGUAUAUACAUUAAUAAUAAUUAAUUAUCUAUAGGUAAACUUUAUUAUUCAAGUCCAAUGAAAAUUUUGCACAGUUUGAAUUAUAAAUUACUUACAAAAAUAUUUUAAUAUUUUCAAAUAUAGUGAAAUCUGUCUUAACAAAUACCUGCACAUAACGAAUACCUCUCUUAACGGACAAAAUAAUAAAGUCUCGGCAAAAAGAAAGGCAUUCCAAUGUAUUUCAACCUGUCUAUAACGGACUCUUUCUAUUACGAACACGAACAGUAAUGAUUUUUCACCAAUACCUCGAUAUAACCAGGAAAUAACCAGGAACACGUGUAAAACGUAGAGACUUCGUUUUCAUUUUUUCUUGCAAUGCUACCUCCCGUACCUAUCUAUUAUGGACACUUGUCUAUAACGGACAUUUUUUAUAGUUCCGUAAUUGUCUAUUAUAUACAGGUUUGACUGAAGUUCUAUCUUUUUUUUAUUAGCCUUGGCACAAUUUAUACAAUAUGCUACAAUUUCUAAAUUCAAUAUAUUCUUCCUUAGUAAAAUUCUAAAAACACCAUUGAUAUCAAUAUAUAUAGCAUAAUUCAGGUGACGGUGUAUUCACCGUGGGAUAUCAUCACUGAUUCUCACUCAAGAUCACAGCUGGAUUGAAUUUUUAUUUUUGGCUGGGAGGUGUUAAAUUAGAUCAUCUAUUAUUUUUGUUAAAAACAUAAUUAUUAGUAUUUAAGUUGACAUAAUAAAUAAUACUUUUGAACCCCUUACUUCCAUAUUAUGUCUUGCAGAUCAUAUACAAGUUGUACUAAAAUUUGUUGAGUGAAAAGUAAAAAUAGUAAAAAGUAAACAUGAGUAAUAUUGGAAUUAUUAAAGUAUCAUUCUGGUUAUGGAAAUGUAUAGGUAGUCAAAAAUAACUUAAUAAACUUAUAUAAAUUCCAUGUAAGUAGAUACGUUAUCUUAAAUUCAAGUUUUGAAUUAUCAUUAUUAUUAUAUUCUAUUUUCGAAGUUUAAACUUAGUUUUAUUAUAUAUUUCAGUUGACUGAGGUUGACUUAGCAACCUAAAAGUACUUAACACAAAUUACGAGUUUAAACUAUUAUAAUUGUAUAUAUUUAUAUAUAUUAUAUAUACAUUCUAUAACUAUUAUAGAAUACCCAUUGUAAAUACUACUAAAUAUGCAUACAAUAAAUUAAACUAAACAAUAUUAAAAUAAUUUUUGGUUUUUCAUUUAUAACAAUUAUUUAAAACACGAAAAGUUGUUGAUAAUUUGAAAAAAACUAUACACAUCUGUGUAUAAUAUUUAUAUAGGUAUAGGCUACAAUCUACCAUUAUAAAUAUUAACACUUAGCUUUAUUCAACGCAUUAAAAUAGUAAAGUUCAACAUAUUUUUAGAUCGCAGGGUGUGAAUUUAACAGUCCCUCUCCCCAAAAAAGCUGAUACUAAGAAUGGAUGUGCCAUUGUUGUGGGUGAAAGCCGGAAAAAAAAAUCGGAGAAAGAUUCUAGUAGAAAAGUUGUUGUGGAAAUGACAGAAAUUAUGAAAUUAUUAAAAAAUUAUGGUAAAAUUAUAUAAAAAAUUAUACAAAAAACAGCACGGAAAAGUAAUAGAGAAAUUAAUAAAAGAUUGACUUAAUAAUAUAAUACUGUUUCCGAAAAAAUCAGUGAAUUCUAUUAAGUAUAAAAAAAGCAGGGACGGAAGUUGAUAUAGUCGAAAUUCCUAAAAGUUACAUCCUUAUUAAUAUUAACGACACGCAUAAACAACAUUUCUCCGCUCUAGCUUCUUUCCGGGAUCUGUUUAGAGGUGUUCAAAGUCUAAAAAACAUCCACUUCCGGCUCAAUAUUAUGCUGAAUUUCGUAUUAAAUUCAAUCUGACUUUUAUCAUCGCAGUUCACUUAACAAAAGAACUUUAAUUCCCGAGUUGAGUUAGAGAUCAUUUUGUCCGAAGAGAGCCAUAAGAAAUAUACAACAAGAUAUACAUAAUAUACACAGCAAUAGACAAAAACAACGCGUUUCAUCCAUUAUACGUGAUUGAAACAGUUUUUUAUUAUUAAUAUAUAUAUAUAUAUUUAGGAAUAAAAACAAAUUCAGGAUUUUUCUGGCCUACAUAAGAAUUCAUGAAUUAUUUAAUUCAUAAUAGAUAGAAAUUCAUAUCAGGCUAUAAAAUAAUUACAAAAUACGAAAUUAAAAGGGAUAAUACUAUAAAAGGCUGUUACUGUUAAUGCAUGUGUCACUGAUUUAGGAAGAAAGUUGAAAUGAACGGUUUUUAGAAUAUUUUGUUAAUGUCAGUACACAACGAUAAACCAUUGCUAAUAAAAAAUGAUCUUGAGCAUAAUAUUACUAUAAUAUAAAGGUAAUCCAGAAAUGAAAAUAAAAUAGCCAGUUUUUUUGAUUUAUGAAGAAUAUGUUUAAUAAACGAUAUAAAAUAAUGUCUGUUUUUGCGUCCCAUCGGUCUCCUCCAUACUAGAAUAUUAUGUUAUAGUUAUAUCGUCGGCUACACAAUAAAACUGUUGCAAGAAAACAGUUACUAAGAAAACUACAAGGAAAAUCAAAAAAUGACUACCUCAAAGCAACAAACAAGAUCAAAAAUUCCGCAAAAAUGUUUACAUUAAGUUUUUGAUUGAAGCUAGAUUUUUGAUGAAAAAGUGGUUUACUGACGUAAAUAACUUCUUAUGAGGUUUUGCUGGGUAACCGAAGAUAUAUCUACUUAUGAUACCUACUUAUAACACUAGAAUAUAGUGUUUGUCGCAAGUGUAGAAUGUUUUAAUUAGUUAUCCAUUUAAUCAGUAAGUUAUUCUCGUAAUGUGCAGACAUUUACGAGGGAAAAAAAUCAACGACGCUAAAAAGUAGGGAAACUUCGAGACAAAGUCGGGAAUCGACGAUAAAUCACGAUGUCGUCGCUUAAGCUUCUACACUCAGUAUUGUUGACCGUCUAUACAGUAAAUUCAAAUAUUGAUGAGAUACGCCCUAUACGCGAUUUAUAUAAAUUGUCGUAACCAAUCAAAACGUAUAUAUAUACGUAUAUACGGAAAAUGGAAAACGCACAACUACAGCAGUCGUAUGUAAUAUAUAUAUAUAUAGACGAUCGAGGGUUGCAAACUAUAUAUAUAUUCGCACGAUAAGUAUAAUUUUUACACCCUCGAAAUUUUCACAGAGUACAAGAGCAUCGAGCAGUAUUAAAAACUUGAAACGCGAUAUCGUUGGAAAAAAAUAUCACCGUUUUGACGAUUUUAAUUCUUUUACCGAAAACGUUUUAGAUGCAAUAUAAUAUACCUAAUGGUUUUGUUGAGGCUGUGUAAACGUUUCGAAGAGUUUCCUAUACGGUAACUUAAUAUAAUAAUGAAUGUAAUUGAACACGUCAUAAUAUACUUGAAUAUAAACUUUAAAGAGGUAAUAUUUAUCGGGAUUGUUUAUUUCGCAUUGUCAAUAGCCAGACAAUUGCGUUUAACUGAAAAAUGCUGAAGAUAGUAGUGACACAUUAUAGUAUAAUGUGUAUUAUACUAUUAAUUUUUUAUAUUUUAAUAUUUAUACUGAACUGCAUAUGUUUAAUUGUUUUAUAUUUUUUUUUUUUACAUCAGCAUAUUGUCUUGACAACAUUUUAUAUAGAAUGUAAAAUAUUAUCUGAUCUGUGAGCGCAAGUCUAUUAUUAUAAACAAAUAAAUAAUUAUAAUCAAGGUGUAAAAAGCUAUCCUAGGAUAAUGAGGACGGGCGCAGCCACUGUUGUAGGUAGGAAGUUUGGGAGGUCGAAUACAGACGAGAAUUUAAUGUAUAUCUCUAAAUAAUGAUAAACCAUUGUUAACGAAAAAACGAUUCUGGUCGAAGUUUAAUUAAUAUAGUAAUGGAUUUUCAACAAUAUAUAUGUUUUAUUACAGUGAAAUAAUAAAUAAGCAUUACAUAUUUUUUUAAUAAUAUUUGUUUAAUAUUAAUCCGAUUUCCCCGUUUUUCCUACGAUUUUCUCGGUUUUUAAAUUUCCUGAGAAAACUCUUAGGGAGAAAAUCGAAAAAUGACCAGCCUAAAGUACCUUUCCAGUCAAAUUUCCUCUAAGAAAAAGUGCUGCCACUAUAGAUCGGAGCAAAAUUGCUAGUAGAAAAGCUGUUCUCAAGAAAAAUAUAAACAUCUUUGUAAAAUCAUAAUAGCUUCUUCGCUCACUCAGAAUCUAAACAAAAUUUAAAAUGAUAACAGAAUUAUUUGUAUACAUUUAUUUAUGUGUUUGCUCAAUUAUUAUGAAAAUUCCGGGGAAAAAUCAAAAAACAACUUCCCUAAUAUACUACCUAAAAAUUUCAUUCCAGAAAAGAUGCUACACUUAAAAAUCGCAGGAAGAUUUCUGGUAGAAUUUUUGUUCACAAUAUAAAAAAAAAAAAUUAAAAAAUAAACAUUAUUGUAAAACCAAUAUAUUUCUCGCUUCAAUCAGAACCUCUAAAAAUUGAGUGUAAUGUAGUGGGUAAAUUUUAGGAAAUCGUUUACAAUUGUGUCAUUUCAAAACAUGUUAACCUAAAAUUUACUCAGAAUCGUUUUUCAUUAUUGAUAAUAUCGUUGCAUAAACUACAUACAUAAAUAUUUAACUACUAUAUAUACCUUCCCAACCUACCACUAAUAACAGUGAUACAACCAUAAGGAGUAGCAGUCAUUUUUUUCAUUCAUUAUUUAUAUAACCACAAUAGAUUUGUAAGCCCAUUCCGUUUACAGUAUCUAUAAGAAAGUUUAAUUUGUUCAAUUCGUAGGUUUUAGUUAAUCGUAAUGAUAAUUAUAACGUUUCAUAAUUAUUAUGCAUACUGUUAGGCAUUAUUACAUUGUCACCAUAUUAUUAUAAAAAUAUUUCAUUAUUCAUUGAAUUUAUCAUCGUAUAUAAUCGAUCUUCGUGAUUUUCUGGACGUUCUCAAUUGUCAAGCUAGUAUUUUAAUACAACUAUAUUAUUAUUCUCGACUUUUUUUUCGGGGGAAAAAAAAUAGAAAGUGUCGUUCGAGUGGUUUAUUCAAUCCUGUCGAACCAUUUUAUUUUCGAUGAUGAUCACGAUGAAUUUCAUUUUAGUAUUAUUUUUUUCAACUGCAGCGUAUAUAAAAUAAUAAAUUAUCAAGUUAAAUUAAUAAACGUUUUUAAAUUUGAACUUUGGGUACAAACUGUACGUAUAAUAUUUAUUUAUUUUAUUUAUUAUUUAUUUAAAUUUCACGAUGACGAUAGACUAAAAUAAUUUUCCAAAAAAAUUGAAUUGAAUUUAAUUUUACAUUAAUUAACCUGUGUUGUACUAUGUUUUUUUGUACAAAACACAAAUAUAAACACAAUAUAAUAUUUUAAGAAGAACAAAUAAUAGUAUUUUUAAUUUUGUUUAAUCAGUUUAAUCAGUCUUCCAGUUGAAUAAUAUAGACUACAGAAAAAAAACUGAGAUUUCAUUAAAAUUCACAAAAAAAUUAUUGGCAAAAUGACAAAUAUUAACGGCAUUAAUAAUGUUUUUAUUGUUUAUAAUUUUUGCUUGUAACUUAUGUUUUUUUCAAAAAAUAUUGCUCUAAUAGAUAAACAAAAAGAAACUUUUUUUGUUGUAUCCUUAAUCUAGUUAGUAAGUAGUUUUUUUUUAUUUUCUCUGUAGUUGUAUUAAUAACUAGAAAAAACGGGGGAAAAAACGUAAAUUGGACACUGACAAAUAUACAGGCGUAAUGAUUUCAUUUUAAAUAGUCAUACUUUUUAUUUUCUACCAGAAAUAUUGCUCUAAUAGAAAAACAACAAGAAAUCUUUUUUGUUGAAUUUUUAAUAUAUUUGUAAGUCGUUUUUUGAUUCUCUUUGUAGAUUUUUUUAAUAACUGAGUAAAACCGAAAAAUAUUCUCCCCCUAUCUUAACUUAAAAGUGAAAUAUAUCGUCAACGGGUUAACGAAAUCAACAAUUCUGACACCAAAAUUUAUUUAAAGUUAUACACCGUCUAUUUAUGAAAAUUUUUGUAUUGGUUCUCAUUUAAAAAAACACUCUAAAAAAAGUAGGUACCACUACAGGAUAUUCUUUAAAUACUGUAAAAAAUCUAAGUAUACAAAAAUAUCAACUUUAACUACACUUAAAAAUUCCAAAAAACAGAAUUUGAAUAUAUUCAAAAUUUAACAAAAAAAAAAAACAAAAUGGAGUGAGCACGCUUAGUGAAUCAUCCUGUUUAUCAAUAUCACGAUUUUAAUGAACUUUUUAUAGUAACAAAGCAUACAAAAAACUGCCAGUCUAUCUGUCUCUCAGUCUCUCUGUAUUAUAGGAAUUCCGAAAUAAAAUACUUUGGAAUUAAGAGAAUUAAGAUUUUAACACUUUUACAAAUUUCGUCCCUAUUUUUGUAUAGUGUUUACAGUUUCAAGCGAUUUUCGUUGCACUGAAUUGGAAAAUAUGACAAUUGAUUUUUCGAAAUAACAUCAUCAUUUGUGUUACUUUACUCGAUUAUCCUAUGUACAGUGAAACCUCUUCUAACGGACACCUCUCACUAACGGACGUUUUUUUGUGAACGGGGAAAUUUUCACUACUUUUUAAUGGGAAAACUUCCGAAUAGCGGACAUUAUUUUAAUCUUAAUAUAAAAAUAGUGACAACAUGAUGAUACCAAAACGCAUUCACAUAGUAUGUACCCAAUUUCGUAAUAAUGUAAGAGCAAUAACGAACUCGAUAAGAUUACAAAUUGCGGACACCUAUAAGUUAUAACCUUUUAGAGUUCGUUUCAUUAAUACACAUAUUAUGUGCAUUAUUAAAAAUUAUUAAAAUUAUUAUAUCUUUAAAUCUACAUAAUUAGUAUAAUAUACAUAUUUACAUUUAUAUUUAUACUACAUUUUUAUAACAAUAAAUGUAUGUAAGGUUGCUAUUUAUGAAUGUUUUUCGAGUACAAAAUUAUUAUUUUUCUUCUCGAUAAUGAUGUUCCGAGAAAAAAAAAAAUAUCUAACAUAAGACUACAGUAAAACAUAUACAGUGAAAUCUCUGAAUAGCGGACACCCUUGAUCACCGAAUUUUUGUCCGCUAUUCGGAGGUGUCCAUUAUUCAAAGGGUAAAUUAUUGAAAUUCAUAAAGGACAAUGUGUAAAAUAAAAACAUUUGCGCUAUGUUAAAUUAAAUUAUGAUAUUGUUAUAAAAAUGUAAUAUAAAAUAUAAAUAUAAUUGUGUUUAUUAUACUAAUUAUGUAGAUUUAACGGUAUAAUAGUUUUCAUAAUUUUUACUAAUAUUCCUAAUAUGUACUAAUAAUACGACGUGUAUUAAAAAUAUGUAUUAAUUAAACUAACUUUAAUAAGUAUCCACUAUUUUAAUUCUUAUCGAGUUCGUUAUCCUUCUCACAUUAUUAUGGGAGUAGGUACAUACUAUGCGAAUGCGUUUUGGUACCGUCAUUUUGUUACUUAAUUUUGAUUAAGAUAAAAAUAGUGUCCACUAUUCGGAGGUUUUUCUACUGAAAAGUAGUGAAAAUAUUUUCACUCCCAAAAAAUUGUUCUCUAUUGGAAGAUGUCCGCUAUUAGGAAGUAUCUAUUAGAAAAGGUUUUGCUGUAAAUAACUUCCUCAUACUUGACUCAAAAGGAAGGGGCUAUAUUUCCCCUGAAAGUAAAGUUCCUGAAAAGUAAGAACCCUUAUCACAAUGUCCAGGAACGAACGUACAUUUCCGGAAAGUAAAAACCCAGACCGUACAAUGCAGGAAAGUAAAACGCCGGAAUGUAAACUUUCGGAACGUAGGAUCCUGGAAAGUAAAAAUCCAGACCGCGAUGUUUCAGAAUGUCGGAAAUUCCGGAAUUCCGGAAAUUAAUAAAACGGACCGGAAAGUAAAUACCCAAACUUUACAAUUCUGGAAUCAUAAUAUUACGGAAAAAAACCGUUGGUUUCUCUGGAAUUUUUUUCUGUUAAGAACUUUUCUAUCAAAAAUUUUGCUCCGACCAAAAAAAGAUAAAACACCUUUUUUUUUUUUUUAAUAGAGAAUGUUAUUUAGUCGAUGCAUUGAAGAUGUAUUUUUUAUUUUCUUUGUGAUUUAGUUAAUUGUAUAAUUUAUGUUAUUUUGUUAUUACACUGGUAAACACCCAAUAAUUUAACACUAAUUAUAAUAUUAGCUAUUACUUAAUAUGUAUAAAGUCUGAUAUUACAUACUGGUGGUUUUAUAUAAGAAAAUUUUAAAUAAUUAUAUAUAAAAUAAUAAUUAAAAAUUAAUGUUGAGAAUAUUAUUAAAAUCUAAUAAAAUCUAAACAUUUAUAAGACUGUUUUAUAAACAUCCCAAAACCUAUACAUCCAGUAUAUUUUAAUCCAUUACUUCAGUAGCCUAAUUCAGUAUUUCAGUAUGCUUUAUGGUAAUUCCACGUGGUGGUUAUAUUGCCGAUGAAAAAAAAAUUGUACAAUAUAUUUUAUUUUAACUACCAGGGCACAAUUAGGAUUUUUUUUGGGAGAAGGGGGUCUUAAGGACUAUAGUCUCAUUUGAAUUCAUUGUGUCUUUGUUCGUCCUAACCUAACAAAAGUAUUAUGUGAAAAUUGCAAGUUUUUUCGAUUAUUUUUAACCAAUUACAACAAAAAACCAAUAUAAUAAAUAAUGAAACCGUUAGUACUCUCCAAUUUUCCUUAAUUAUUAUGAAAACUAUGAGGAAAGUCAAAAAUCUUCUUAUGCACCAACUAGAUUCAAAAUGCUACAAAAAAGCUCUUAUAAUUUUUUGAAUAGAUAGUAAUUUCUGUUUACACAAGAAAAAAAUAAAUAUUGUAACUAAUUUGGGAAUUAUUUUUUUUUAAAAUUUUUUUGGAAAUAUACGUCCCGAAACAUUGUGGUCCGGGUUUUUACUUUCCGACGGUUCCGGACCUUAUACUUUCCGAAAAUGUACAUUCCGGAUUAUUACGGUACGAGCCUUUAAGAUUCCGGAAUUUUUCUGUUCCGGAUAAUUACGAUUCACUGCUCAAAAUCUAAAAAUAUCUAUUGUUAUAAACUAUAUUAUUCUAGCAGAUUGAAUUUAUACAUACUGUUUUAAAUACUUAAAAUUUGAAAUUUUUCAAAAAAACUAAUCUCACGCAAUUUUAUUGCCGAUUUUAAAGUAAGUUUAGGUUAAGGUUAAUGUUUAAAUAAGCUUAUACCAUGUUACUAUUGAAAAUAUAAAUUUCGGUAGAAUUAAUUUCUGUACUAUAGUAGUAGUAGUAGUAGUGGUUAGUAGUACAAACAUAUAUUUGAUUAUUAUAAUUUUCUAUUUUCAGAAAUGAAUCUUUGCAAAUCACCAUGUUGGAUUAUCAAAACGACGACGCAUUUGACGUCACAGUGUCAACUCUCGUUCCUGAAUCGGAAAUAUCAAGCCAAUCA
Cinara cedri is the source of this 20295-nucleotide messenger RNA. Lineage: Eukaryota; Metazoa; Arthropoda; Insecta; Hemiptera; Aphididae. The record is from the annotation of a GenBank genome assembly.